AUGGUUUUGCAGUGUUUCGUCCUUCUGGUUUUCUUCCUCAAUAGUAACCAUGGACAUAUUGAGUUCAUUUAUACAACAAACAAUGAAGUAAAAUUGUUCUGCAACACCAACAAAUGGCAAAUAAGCACAGUGUCUGAAAACAAAAUUGAUGUGAAUUGCACAGUGAAGUGUGUUCCUGGUGAACAGCUCAAACUUAACAAUAUCCAGAAAUUCUGUACAAAUGAAGAUUCAGAGAAAGUUGAGGAAAAAUGUCCACUAUUAGCAACCAGUGGAUUUUUUCAAUGUGUCACUGCUCUGGAUUCUGGUUUACUGUAUCCAUUCGCACCGUCUCCCAACACCGUCACCUUAUACAUAGUCGCCCCUGCAAAUGAAUCCAUAACAAACAAGUCUGUGGAAAGAUCUUCAGUCGUGCUCACUGAAGGCGAAGAUGUACUUUUAAACUGCAGUUUCAUCAUUACAGAAGACUAUUCCAGCAUAUAUUUUGCUGUUUACUGGAUCAAGACCAUUGAAAAGAAGAGUAUCUGUGUGCAUUCUUAUGGUUAUAACAGAGAUACUGGUAUAAAUUUCAAUCCCUAUUGCAAUGUGCAAAAAGAUCUGCUUCACAGGCUCUCCAACCAAACACCUAUAAGCAGAAGCACCCAUAACAUCAGGAUCAGUAACAUAACAGAGUCAGAUGCUGGACAAUAUCUUUGUGCUUUACGAGUGCACACAUAUUCAAAAACAAAAGUAAUGUGGAAGAUUAUAAAUAAUAUCACAGUCAAUGUAAAUAAAGGUCCUGAAAUAGGUGGAAACCGAUUGGAUGUUGAGUCUCUCAUCCGCUUGUGUGUUACACUGCCAAUAAUACUGGGUGUUCCGAUAGCUGCUGUGGUGGUGCGUUUAUGGAAAAAGAAUAAAACCUCAGCCAGAUCUCAAACCAUGGAACUGCAAACAAUCCAACAUAGAGAAGAAACUUCUGACAUGCACUUUGAAGCAUGACCACAACACAGUAAUGUGUUAAAUAUCUGCUCUGUGUUAUGAUUUCUUUUGCUUACUUUGACUGUAAUAUUAUAUUUAUCGUACAAAUGUACAAAAGCAAUAACAUUUUUA
Molecule: messenger RNA, 1086 nt
Organism: Tachysurus fulvidraco (yellow catfish)
Lineage: Eukaryota; Metazoa; Chordata; Actinopteri; Siluriformes; Bagridae
Exons: 6
Coding region: 1-975 (324 amino acids)
Source: RefSeq, a predicted model, not a curated record